Molecule: messenger RNA, 1000 nt
Organism: Cylas formicarius (sweet potato weevil)
Lineage: Eukaryota; Metazoa; Arthropoda; Insecta; Coleoptera; Brentidae
Exons: 5
Coding region: 94-894 (266 amino acids)
Source: RefSeq, a predicted model, not a curated record
UAUAAAUAUGAUUGUAUCAAAUUUCGGGAAGUUACACCGGACCAGAUCAGUGACCAGAUUUUCGGUUAAGACUAGACGUGACACGUUGGAAACAUGGCCUUUGUCAAAGUGUUAGUCGUGAUUGCUUUGUGCGUAGUGGUGGUUCGUGGAGUGCCCCAUCCUGAAGUACCACAGGAAAAUGAUACUUCGGAAUCUGACUUUAUGAAAGGUGUGAUAAAAUGCGCAUUCAAAACCGGCACGGACGACGUGGCAACCUGUGCCACCGAAAAGAUGGUCAGGUCUUUGAACACACUUUCCGCCCAGAAAAACCUUGAAAUUUUCCCAGGUGUAAACCUAAUCAGCGACGGAAAUUCAGAAAAAUUCCGUUCGGGCAAAGAACUGAACGACAAUUUGGAAAACGAAUUGACUUCCAAUUCGAUGUUCGAUUUGAUCACGAACGCCACUGCGAGGUUAUUUUCCGGACGUACCCUGAAAAUCAAGCUGCCCGAUUCCGAAACCAUAAGCCGAGCUCUCCAAGAAGGUGUCAUGAAAAAUCGCCGUAGCAAGAACAGCAACAAAAAAGGCGGAAACGGUAUGAUGAUGGGCGUGAUGGGAAUCGGAGCUGCUUUGGCAGCAUUGACGCCGUUGUUUUUGGGAAAAUUGGCGAUUAUAUCCGUCAAGGCACUCAUAUUAGGCACCCUAGCUCUGGUACUAUCCGGAGUUGCCUUCUUCCAAAAUUUCUUCAGCGGGAAUAAGCAGUCCAAUCAAGCAGGAAGCGGCUUCCUAGCUCCACAGACCAGCUACGGAGUGCCUUCUUACGGCAGUACCGGCCAGUCGGCGCAGUUUCCAUACGCUAGGAGUUUAAAUGAAGAUGAAGCAAAGUCUAAUCAGAUGGCAUAUUCGGCUUACCAAUAAGACGCGUUUAUGUGUGUCGUGUGUUAUCGAGUCAAAUAUUUAUUUAUUCGUUUAUUUAUUGAUUGUAAAAAUACAUUAUUUAUUCCAUUAAUAUAAUAUUCGUCCC